AUUAUUUAUUUAUUUAUUCAUUCAUUGUUAAUCAUAUUUAGAAAGAAAAUGUCUAAUUAUUUAAGAAAUCAAAUAUGUCGUUAUUUUAAUACUAAAGAAGGUUGUUGGUAUGGGGAUAAUUGUAGAUUUCUACAUAUUCCUAAUAAAAAACCACCAUGUAAAUUUGAUAAUUUAACAAUUGGAUGUUGUUAUGGUGAAAAUUGUCAUUUUUCACAUGAUAGAACAUCAUUUAAAUCAAUUGACAAUAAUGAUCAUAUUCAUAAUAAUCAUUAUGAUUCUAUGGAGUUAAUUAAAGGGCUUCUAAAGGCGAAUCUGAAGUUAAACGAAUUCACUGGGACAAAUAAUAACAAUGUUAUACAAUCAUCAAUUUUAAAUAAGAAACAAGAGAAAACGAUAGAAAAUUCAUUAGAUUUGAUUCAAGAUAAAAAGAAUACAAAUUUAAUAAGUAACCAUGAUCAACCAUCCAAUCAAAAUGUUUCAAUCUAUUUACAAGAAGAUCAUAAUAUACAAGCUGAAAGUUCCAAUUCAUCGAACAUAAGGAAUUUGGUUACCACUACAAACAAAACAACUUAUUCUGAAUCAUCAUUACCAUGUUCUGCAUCUCAUGAUGAUGAUGGUGAUGGUGAUUAUUCAAUAAAAGCUAAUAGUACACUAAAUUACCUUUGCACAAAUAAACAUCCAAUUAAUCAAACUGUAAAAGAAGAUUCUCAAAAUAGUGUCACAUCUACAGUUGUUUGUGAUCACUUAAAUGAUUUAUCCAAUGAGAAGAAUCAGUUGCUAUGUGGUUCUUGUAGUCAAGUUGUUGUAAGACGUCCAAAUGAAAAUGAUUGUACACUAUUAAAAAAUCAUUAUCUAGAAUAUUUUUUAGAUAAAGAAGGAGAUCAUGUUAAAUAUGUGAAAAUAAGAGCUGAAUUAGAAUAUGGACAAAUAUUUUGGUGUAAAACAUGUAUAUUAAUAUUUGAAAAACCUUGGUCAUUGUUUCAACAUAUGGCUGAUAAAGCUAAACGAUGUAAAAUUCAAAAAUUCGAAAGAAAAGAAUCACAUUUUGAUUGGUUGGAUAACGUGGCUGGAUUAAUGGCAGGUUAUGAUCUUGGUUUGUUCAAUGCAACAAAACUGAAAGUUGAUUUACGCAACUUAUUAACCGAUCAACAUACUAUUGAGGAAGAACUAGAGACAGCAGCUGGAACAGUAGCAAUUAUGAAGUGGCUCAACCUAUUUAUCAACCCAUGGCGUUUACAACAACGUGAAGUGAUGCGAAAAAUCGAACAACUUAAUAGGCAGAUCCUUCGUAGAGUUAAUCUGAGUUUAAAAACUGGAUAUAGCAGCUACAGUAGGAGAGCUGCACUACCACCUGCUCGUGUAUCUUUAUCAACUACAUCAUGUCAGACAAACGAGACGUAUUGUGACACUGUUGAUUCAUUAUCAUCUACUCCUACAUCAGCAGUAACGGUAAACGAUUUCAGUUUGUGCUUGAAGAAUAAUUUGCCAUCGGAAACUUGCAAUAAUGGCUACUCCUCGGAAUCUACCUGUUCGGGGUCUGUUGAGCUUGAUAAUUGCGUUGCGUUGAGCAAAGAAAAUAUCAAAGAGGAAUCAGACGAGUGGAACAAACUAAGUGAGGACCAGCUUUGUUGUAUCGAAGACAAAGAGUACCCACUUUGCAAACCACUUGUGGAGAAGCAGAUUGAAACAGAAAUUUCAACAGCUGGAGUUUUUGAAGAAGUCUCACCAACAACAGCUGAUAUAAAGUCAAAUAUCACACAGGAUAGCAAAAUGGAACUGGACAGAAUUGUUGAAAUCAUAAAUUCAAAUAACACAAAUUGUGCUGAUACAAUGUCACUUUUAAAUAAUAGUAGUGCCAGUGAGUACUACAGAAAAGAGUCAGUAUGUGUACCCAUUUGUAGAGGUGAAAUGUCUAAUAACUGUACCACAGUGAAUCCAAAGCAUUUGAAAGAACCAUUCAGAAGUCAGCGUUUUGGCCGAAACUCUUGGGCAUUUGCUUCCGGUCAUAAUUCUCUUUAUAGGUCUUAUCACAAUGAUAUUCGACGUAAUCUGAAUCGUAUAUACCAUAAAAUCAAUGUGACACCAAAUUAUGGAAUAAAUAACUUCGAUCCUCUCAGUUUUUCUGCUAGUCUAGACUUCAAUUUCAAUUUCACUGAUGACGAAAUAGAAGAAUUGAUUUCACAAUGGACAAAACACUGGUGUAAUAAAGCGUCUGAUGCACUUGCUAUUUUAAGAGGAGAUGUAGAUCAUCUGUUAGAUCCAUGAAAUGUUUAAUCAUAAAAUUUGUAAUUGUCUAUUUUUAUAGUGUUGUGCAGUUUGUGGAUAUGAAUUGUUUGUUUUGUUUUUGUUUCAUAGUUCAUUUACUAUAACCAACCAGCUUACACAAAUUGGCGAUUUCUUAUCGCUGUUGUGAAUAAAAUACACAAUUAUUUUUCAUUUACAUUGUUUUUGACUUAUAUAAGUCCUCAAAAAAUAAAUAAUGUUUAACUUGUUUGAAUUUCAUUCGUCAUACGUCCCACCACUCCACUCCGUCGACAGCACCCGCUACAGCUAAUGCUGACCCGGCAGAACAUUCCACUCGACGUUGCCUCUGCGAAUCAGGCCGCCCCAACUUGCAACCCGACUCCAUACCCGCAGAGGCGUCCGAAGAAAAUUACGCUCCUCUUCUCUCGUGGUUGGCGUCGACACCAAUUGCAGUG
Messenger RNA from Schistosoma margrebowiei, 2699 nucleotides. The record is from the annotation of a GenBank genome assembly. NCBI's taxonomy places the organism in Eukaryota, Metazoa, Platyhelminthes, Trematoda, Strigeidida, Schistosomatidae.